Gilbertella persicaria is the source of this 387-nucleotide messenger RNA. RefSeq lists its product as uncharacterized. Lineage: Eukaryota; Fungi; Mucoromycota; Mucoromycetes; Mucorales; Choanephoraceae. The transcript has 2 exons. The coding region runs from base 40 to 324 and encodes 94 amino acids. Gene Ontology annotation, cellular component: mitochondrion. The record is from RefSeq and is a predicted model, not a curated record.
UUUCUUUUUUUGUGUGUGUGUGUGUGUGUGUACUCUAUUAUGCGUUCAAAGUCGCUAGCUAAUCAAACAGCAAAGUGGAUACAAAGCUUAACUUCUGUUUGCGAAGGAGAUAUAAACCAUGCAAAACGACAAUUAGUUUGGUUAAAACAGAAAGUGAUAUCUGAUACAGGGAGAGAAUGUGUUUUGCAACAAGACAUAGAUCUACUUGAUCAAUAUGUUGAUCAGCGUGUUAGAGAGCACAAGCCUCUGCAAUAUAUCUUAGGUACGCAACCAUUUUGCGACUUGGACAUUGUUACGCGACCUCCUACAUUAAUUCCUCGGUAAUGCACAAAUAUAUUGUGCGUGUGGAACUAAUUGUUAAACAGAUGGGAGACAGAAGAAUGGACA